This is a messenger RNA of Gryllus bimaculatus (two-spotted cricket), 381 nucleotides long. The record is from the annotation of a GenBank genome assembly. NCBI's taxonomy places the organism in Eukaryota, Metazoa, Arthropoda, Insecta, Orthoptera, Gryllidae.
GCUUUGCUGGUGUUUAUUUUUGUUUCCCAAUUGGUCGUUGGGAUUUUAUGUUUUUGGUACCAACAAAAUGAAACAUCAGAAAUGUUAAACACAUUAUUGAAGUGGGUAUUAGACUACAACAAGCAGCCCUCACAGAUGACUUCCUAUAAUCUCUUUGUAGUUCAAAAUGAGUUGAAAUGUUGUGGAUACUUCGGAGUUGACGAUUUCCAAAACGUGUCCGAUGACGCAUUUCCUGGUUCCUGUUGCUCUUCUGAAAAACAAAAUUGUUCGAAGUCUUCUAAGUACACCAUCAAGAGAGGCUGCAAAGAUGAGCUCACUUACGCCAUUUCUGACUUCACCAACAGAAUUGGCGGGUUAGCCCUGGUCACGGCUCUUCUUGCA